CCGGCGGGGACACCAGCUCCGCAUCCUUCAGCGGCGAGAACAGGCUGCUCCUGGCCAGCAGGCUGCUCUCCUGGAAGCUGUGGCUGUACUCCAGACAAAUCCAGUCCGGGUUUUCCCUCACCCCCGAGAAAUUAUUGAAACCGUCUUAAAUGGGGCCUGAACGGGAAUAGAGGCAAGGAUGGAAAGGAGGUCCUGCUUCAGGACUGUUCGCAACCAAACGGGAAGAAAAGCGGUACAGGUCCUCUCUGCUGGACAGGAGGUACGCGGUUGCAGGAAUAACGCUGGCCUUCUACAGUUUCUUUUAGAAAUCCUAUGGAAACAUAAAAUGAUCGAAAAAUAGUUCAUUGAAGCACCCGGCAUCAAAGUUUUGCUGAUGGCAUCAUACAGAGGUGCGACCCCAGUGCCAUUGGAAGCACUGGAGCAGUUGAUGGAGGACUGCAGAACAUUAAAAAACCUUGAGCAGAAGAUGAGAAAGCUCUUGGGGUAAAAUUAAUCUGAGAACACCAGAAAUUAGACCUGCAUGUUACAGGAUGAUGCCUUCAACGACUGGCUCCAUGACUACCCUAGAGAAGAUACCUCCUUCACACUGCUCAGAUCUACAUGUUGCCUUUCUGCCCAGCUACGAGAAUGGAAAGACUUCAACUGGCUUCAGCAGGCUGCAAUGAAGAAAUGAGUUACUGAGGCUCCAGUAAGCACUGAGAUAAACACCCUGAAUUCCAGUCUCUGCCCAUUGGAGCAAUCUGCAAUGGUCACAUACCAUGGUAAACAAAGAACGUGACAUCCAGGAGAAGAUUGACUUUGAGAUCCGGAUGCGCGAGGGCAUCUGCAAACUGCUGGCAGUGAGCACCCAGAAGGACCAGCUCCUGCGUGCGGUCAAGAGCCUGAUGGUCUGCAACGCUCGGAUACGGGCGUACAGGACACAGCUACAGAGCCAAACAGGAGAGCCAGGCCCGUGCAGAGCUGCAGAGCAGUCUUCAGAAAAUGGGACAAAAGACCGGGUGGCAUGCAGAGCAAAGGUUGCCAUAUCAGAUAUUCGGAUACCAUUAAUGUGGAAAGGCUCUGAUCACUUCAGCAAUAAAGAAAAAUCACAACGCUAUGCAGUUUUUUGUUUGUUCAGAAUGGGAGCUGAGGUUUUUGAUACUGAGGUGACUAUUGUGGAUAAAGCCAUAACAGACAUCUGUUUCGAAAAUGUAACCAUAUUUGAUGAAGCAAGACCAGAUUUCCAGGUGAAGGUUGAAGUGUAUAGUUGCUGCACAGAGGAGUCUUUAUGUAUAACAAACACUCCUAAGAAACUAGCAAAGAAGCUUAAAACGUCCCUCAGCAAAGCUACAGGGAAGAAACUCAAAGCUGCCCUGGAAGAAGACAGCACUGAAUCCCUUUUGCCUGCUGACCCAGUCAUCCCUGGAGCAAAGUACAGUUUGCUGGCAUAUACCACUUUGGGGCUGGAGAGUGCUGAGGACAAUUUCAGGACCCACAACCUUACCAUUACAGGAAAUGAGGAAUCCUCUUUUUGGCUCCCCCUGUAUGGAAACAUGUGUUGCCGUUUAGUUGCUCAGCCCUCCUGCAUGGCCAGGGAUAUGAUGGCAGGAUUUCUAAAUCAGCAGCAAACAGUAGGAGGUCUAACGAGCUGGCGGAGGCUGUAUUGCGUACUAAGAGGUGGCAAACUCUUUUGUUAUUACUCACCAGAAGAAAUUGAGGCCAAGCUGGAGCCAACAUUGACAGUUUUCGUCAACAAGGAAACCAGAAUUCGAGCUGUGGAUAAGGACUCCAGGAGGAGAACUAAUAAAUUCUCUGUUAUCAACCCCGUGUCUGGCGAGGCUGUGACGCAACACUUCGCUACUGACAGUAGGGAUGAACUUCACAAGUGGAUGGAGGCUUUCUGGCAGCACUUUUAUGAUCUGAGCCAGUGGAAACAUUGUUGUGAGGAACUUAUGAAAAUUGAGAUUAUGUCACCACGGAAACCACCUUUGUUCUUGACAAAGGAAGCGACCUCCGUCUACCAUGAUAUGAGCAUUGAUUCUCCAGUGAAACUUGAGGGCUUAGCUGAUAUCAUACAAAGGAAAAUUGAAGAGAGUGAUGGUGAGUUCCUUCUUGGCCAGCAAAAAGAGUCUGCAUCUGCCCUAUGGGCUUCACUCUUCGAUGGAUCUCAUGAGAUGACUGUUCAGAAGAACAUGCCUCUGGACCCAAAAGGAGAUACCACAAGUCCUAAUGACAGCAGAGGAAAGAAAAGAAGAGCUCCACCUCCACCCUCCCAUAAGACCCCAUACAGUGCAAAAGCACAGGUGAACACAGAGCAACUGGGCAAAGAAAACUGGGGGAAGCCUGACCACACAUCUGCCAGUGGUUCUUCCCUUGAGUCAGUGUUGGCUACGAAAAUGCAGCAGCUGCAGACACCUGUUGCUGCUCCUCGCAAAAUCGGUCCUUGUAGAAAAAGCAGUUUAGCUGGUCAGGGGAAUCCCAUUUCUCUGGUUAACAAGAGCAGGUCUGAAACCAAACCAGUACCAACCCCUAGACAGAAAGGCAUCACAGAACUGCUAGACCCUAGGUCUUGGUUGCAGCCAUAGAUGACAUAAUUAACUUAGAAGAGUCCCUGGAAUUUAAAGUUUCUCAUCCUUCUACUAGUACUCUUUGGUAAAAAUAGAUUUUAGCACAUAGCUUUUAUGUAUUGAGGCUACAGUGUUUUUCUGUUUGCCAGGGCAUUACUGGUAGCUGCAGUCUUAGCUGCGCUCAUUAGCACUCACAUCUAAAUAAUUGCACUAGAACAGGGGGAGUUCUCUCUAUCUGGAAUAACGGUGCUAUUUAGGAAAACAGUGAUUUGGUACUUUCUUCUUGAAAAACCAGCAGUGUUCAGGGUAACUUCAGUGUCCCCAUAGCCCAGGUGUUACCGGUGCCUUCUAUCAGUCCCGCAGCUUAGCCCAUCCACAGCUCCUGAGACUACUUCAAUUGGGAAUUCACACACAUUCAGCACAGAUCUUGCAAAGCCGAUUUUCUUGGGCUCCACGCUUGGCUUAACCUAAAAUAUCCUUAUCUCUCCCUCAUUGUUUGGGAACCACUGCUUAUAUGGUAAUCUACCAUGAAAAGUUACUGUGCCGUUCUGAACACUCCGUAUGAAUUUCUGAGGCAGUUCUAGCAAUUACUGUGGGAUUUCCCGAGUUCUUGCUGGUUCAUGUGCUGUCCGAAUGGGCCAGGGUUAUCUGUCUAUGAGCAAGGAUAUGAUCCAUCACUGCUGCUUAUUUCGGACUAACACUGUUCGAAAGCAGUGCUGUGUAUGAGCACUCAGGAUUUCAUCUCAUGGUUGUUUUUCCUGAUCAGUGUGGCUCCGUAGCACAGCUUCUCCUUUGUGGAGCCCCUCAGCUGCUCCUGGUAGGGAGAUGGUUUGUAAACAUGGCCAUGUUACUGGUAAAAAAACAGGGAUUUUCACCACUUGUUCUUUCUGCAAUAGCAGGGAAUAAAUACUUCAGAUGAAAAUACUGAACUUUGAUAUCCUUCCAUCAGACUGUUCGCAGUUUCUGUAAGGUGCAUGGGUUGUCAGGGUUCUUGUGGCACCUGCAAAACAUCUAUUGCAUACAGAAAAUCUGUGUUCUUCUGGAUCCACAGCUUAAAUACCCAACCCUUUCCUUGACUGAUGCAUUUAUCUCAGAUGCUGGAAUUCAUCCAAGAGCAAAGGUCUGCUUGCAGUUCUGUUUCUAGAGCUGUCUUCAGAGGGUCAUAUCAGCAGCUGUAUACAUACAGUUCAUUAAUUAUUAUUUUUUUUCUAAAGUGUGGAUGGCUUUGGGAGCUUUACCGUUUCUCCGAAAGGUAGUGUGGGCAUGGUUGGUUGGUUUGUUUUAUCUAUUUUUUGUCUUCUGCUAAGCUCUUGGCUGCACAGCUGUAAAGGUAUCUGCUGAAUUCCCCCAGUAGUUCAAUGGCUAUUUGGGAUGGGGCUUAAGAGGCAGGUUUCAUUUACAAAUCCUUCCACGGGAUUAGAGCCCUUUGUUUCUAGAAUGUCCUUGUUCAUUCUUCAUUUAAUCACAUUCCAUUUUCCCUCUGAAACAACCAUAAUCAUUCUUACAAUAAAUCAUGCUGUUACUUAAGUGGAUGGUUUGUGAAUGGUUUAUAAAUAGGAACAGAAAAACUGAAGAAUAACUACAUGAUUAUGUAAAUCAGGCAGCCGACUAAGUGGACUGUACAACUCUGAACAAGAAACAGGAAAAAUAAAUGGAGGGGGGGAAAGCAUAUUUUCCAAAAUGCAGCUU
Molecule: messenger RNA, 4235 nt
Organism: Neopelma chrysocephalum (saffron-crested tyrant-manakin)
Lineage: Eukaryota; Metazoa; Chordata; Aves; Passeriformes; Pipridae
Gene: RTKN2
Product: rhotekin 2
Exons: 16
Coding region: 759-2564 (601 amino acids)
Biological process (GO): positive regulation of cell population proliferation; hemopoiesis; signal transduction
Source: RefSeq, a predicted model, not a curated record